Messenger RNA from Mauremys reevesii (Reeves's turtle), 3290 nucleotides. RefSeq names its product F-box and leucine rich repeat protein 5 (gene FBXL5). NCBI's taxonomy places the organism in Eukaryota, Metazoa, Chordata, Testudines, Geoemydidae. Gene Ontology annotation, molecular function: protein binding. The coding region runs from base 202 to 2253 and encodes 683 amino acids. The record is from RefSeq and is a predicted model, not a curated record. Gene Ontology annotation, biological process: intracellular iron ion homeostasis; SCF-dependent proteasomal ubiquitin-dependent protein catabolic process. Gene Ontology annotation, cellular component: SCF ubiquitin ligase complex. The transcript has 11 exons.
GUCGGCGAACAGCUCGCGCACGUCGGGAAGCGCUACCGCGGCCGUUGCGGCAGGCCCCGGGUCAGGCGGCCCCUGUCACGUGACGGGGGGCAAGGGCUGCUCCCUGAGCGGCCUCGGCGGGUUGGGGCAUGCGCAGAGCGGUUGUCACUGCCGCGGCUAGUGCUGCUCGCGCUGGGCACGGCGAGGCUCUAUGGGGAGAACAUGGCUCCCUUCCCCGACGAGGUGGAUGUCUUCACGGCUCCGCACUGGCGGAUGAAGCAGCUGGUCGGGCUCUACUGCGACAAGCUUUCCAAGACCAACUUCUCCAACAACAAUGAUUUUCGGGCUCUUCUGCAAUCACUGUAUGCCACAUUCAAGGAAUUUAAAAUGCAUGAGCAGAUUGAAAAUGAAUACAUCAUUGGCUUACUUCAGCAGCGCAGUCGGACUGUAUAUAACGUUCAUUCGGACAACAAACUCUCAGAGAUGCUUAGUCUCUUUGAGAAAGGGCUGAAGAGUGUGAAGAAUGAAUACGAACAGCUAAACUAUGCUAAACAGCUGAAAGAGAGGUUGGAAGCCUUCACCAGGGAUUUCCUUCCUCACAUGAAAGAGGAAGAGGAGGUUUUUCAGCCCAUGUUGAUGGAAUAUUUUACUUACGAAGAAUUGAAGGAUAUUAAAAAGAAAGUUAUUGAUCAACACUGCUCACAGAAAGAAGCUGCAGAACUUGUUAGAGGUCUUAGCCUUUGGAAUCAGCUGAAGAGCUCUGUGGAUGAGAAAACAGAUCAAGAAACUGAAGUGACAGGGCAUACCACAAAUAUUACCCAUCUUCCUCCUGAAGUAAUGCUGACCAUUUUCAGUUACCUUAACCCUCAGGAGUUGUGUCGAUGUAGUCAAGUAAGCUCUAAGUGGUCUCAACUGGUUAAAACUGGAUCUCUUUGGAAACACCUUUACCCUGUUCACUGGGCCAGAGGUGACUGGUACAGUGGUCCUGCAGCUGACCUUGAUACUGAACCUGAUGAGGAGUGGGUGAAAAAUAGAAAAGAUGAAAGUCGGGCUUUUCAGGAAUGGGAUGAAGAUGCUGACAUAGAUGAAUCUGAAGAGGCUGCAGAAGAAUCACUUGCAAUUAACAUAGCACAGAUGGAAAAGCAUUUACUCCAUGGCUUAAUUCAUAAUGUUCUCCCACAUGUAGGCACUUCAGUGAAAACACUAGUACUGGCCUACAGUUCUGCAGUUUCUAACAAAAUGGUUAGACAGUUCUUGGAACUUUGUCCUAACUUGGAACAUCUGGAUCUCACUCAAACUGAUAUUUCAGACUCUGCAUUUGAAAGUUGGUCGUGGGUUGGUUGUUGUCAGAGUCUUCGCCACCUUGAUCUGUCUGGUUGUGAAAAAAUCACAGAUGUGGCCAUGGAGAAGAUUUCCAUAGCAUUGGGAAUCCUAUCAGCUCACAACAACAAAGGAGUUCUGAAAAGUUGCAGAAACCGAAGUGCAAAGACUGUAUGGAGAAACAAAGAUAUUACCAUGCAGUCCAACAGGAAGUACAGUUUGCAUGAUAUAACUAAUGAACCUCUUAUCAAGGAAGAAGGUAAUGAGCACUAUUGGACUAACCCUGUCAGCUCAGAAAGUUUCAGCUCUGCCUAUGUCUGGAUGCUAGAUGCAGAUGAUCUGGCUGAUAUUGAAGAUGCUGCUGUGGGGCGACGCAGAAAUAUUGAGGGACUUUGUGUGUUGGAACCAGCAUCCAGUUUUAGUUGUUCAGGAUCCUGUUACAAUAAAGACAUUGUUGGACUAAGGACUAGUGUCUGUUGGCAGCAGCAUUGUUCGCCUACUGCCUUUACUUAUUGCAGUCACUCAUUUUGUUGUGCUGGGACAGCACUAAGAACUAUACAAGCACUUCCAGAGUCCUCUGCACUGUGUAAAAAAGCAACAAGGACUAGACAGUCAGAGGGAAAAGACUUUGCAUACUCUGGGAGUGAAAAAUCAGACCAAGAGACUGCACGAGUUCUUCAGUUCCUCAGCCUGUCUGGAUGUUAUCAGAUCACAGACCAUGGUCUCAGGGCGUUGACCCUGGGAGGAGGACUGCCGCAUUUGGAACACCUUAAUCUCUCGGGUUGUCUUACUAUAACUGGUGUGGGCCUGCAGGAUUUGGUUGCUGCAUGUCCUUCUUUAAACGAUGAACACUUUUACUACUGUGACAACAUUAACGGUCCUCAUGCUGAAACCGCCAGUGGAUGCCAGAACUUGCAGUGUGGUUUUCGGGCCUGCUGCCGCUCUGGUGAAUGACCCUUGACUUCUGAUCUUUCAGUCUACUUCAUUUAGCUGAGCAGGCUUCCUUUCAUGCACUUUACUUACAGUCCACAUAUUGUGUUAACGAUCCCUUUUGGAGUGUGAUUUAUUCUACUAGCCCCACCCUCGCCCCACAAUUUAAAAUCUUAAUUCUGAGUAAACUGUACCGUGUUGUAACAAUCUCUCAAGUUUCAUUUUGGUUUGAAAGGUGUUGGGUUUUAUUUUACUUAAUGUAUUGGGGAUGGGGAAAUGCUCAUCAGAUUUUUUUUUUCACAGUGCCACUUUUCUCAAAGUUUGGCACUUAUAUUUUGUUCAUUGGAUUAUUUUGUAUUAAGUGAGUGGGACUUACUGUCUUUUUUAUUUUUCAAACACCCCAAGUACAAUAUAAAGCUUUGCAAAUAAUUUGAAAUGUAUUUUUUUGCAUUUUGAUGAUGUACAUCUUUAGAUGUGUUGUUUCUUCCCGUUUCCCCAAAUCCUUCCUUUAUUCUUCAAAAUUAGGGAAAGAUGUUCUUUCUUAUAGCUUUUUUUUUUGGUGGUGGUGGAGGGGUAUUUGGGCUUGAAAAGUAUAUUCAAAUAAAACAUUCCCAUUGACACCACAAUUUUACUUAGCAUUUGAAAUGUAUAUCAUUUUAAAAUGUAAUGACAAAAUGUACAGUGUUGUCAGGUCAAUGAAUACUGCCCACUUUAUGUAGUGGGCUCCACAAAUCAUUUGUAUAUGUACUGUAUUGACAGAGCAACCCCAUGGGACCCCACAUUAUCUCACAUUAUAAAACCUGUUAAGAUGGUGAAUUUUUGAAAGGGAUUUUCAAAUAAUUAAAUUUUUAACCAUAUGAACAAAUGUAAAAAUAAACAGAGCUUUGAGAACUUUGACGGUGAUGAAUAAUCCACUUUGAUUGGAAUGCAGGGAAUCCAACUGCUGACAAGUGUAUGUUGGAGUGAGGUUAGGAACCAAAUCUUCUGUUAGAAACAAGAUCUAUAAUUUUUAUUAAUGUGUUACAGGAAAAGAUAAAGCAUUAAUAAAUAUACUGUCUUUA